Messenger RNA from Penicillium bovifimosum, 1497 nucleotides. Its product is annotated as HoxN/HupN/NixA family nickel/cobalt transporter. Gene Ontology annotation, biological process: nickel cation transmembrane transport. Gene Ontology annotation, cellular component: plasma membrane. Bases 1 to 1497 code for a protein of 498 amino acids. Lineage: Eukaryota; Fungi; Ascomycota; Eurotiomycetes; Eurotiales; Aspergillaceae. The record is from RefSeq and is a predicted model, not a curated record. The transcript is spliced from 6 exons. Gene Ontology annotation, molecular function: nickel cation transmembrane transporter activity.
AUGCGGGCGUUCGAGGAGCCCGCAAACACGCCUGCAGACUCACACAGUCUGGACAGCGAGCAGAGAUGGAGCUUGAAACCGCUUAUCAGAAGCGCUGAGCGCUCGCAUAACAAGCUGCCGGGCAUCAGGAAGAUCCCUCUUCGAGCUAUUGGGAUUAUUGCGCUCGUUGCGUUGUUGAAUAUAUUGGUUUGGGUCGCGGCGGCCAUUGUGCUGAGCUAUCAUCCUUCGCUGGUUUCUACCGCUGCUCUCGCCUAUUCGCUUGGCUUGAGACAUGCAUUUGAUGCAGACCAUAUCUCUGCCAUCGAUUUAAUGACCAGAAGACUCCUGGCAACGGGACAAAAGCCCGUCACUGUGGGCACAUUCUUCUCCCUUGGUCACUCAACCAUUGUGAUCAUCACAUCAAUUGUCGUGGCAGCUACAGCAGCAGCAGUCUCCUCGCGCUUCGACAGCUUCAGCACAGUUGGUGGGAUUAUUGGCACCUCUGUCAGCGCUGCGUUCCUUAUCCUACUUGGUCUUAUGAAUGCAUACAUCUUGUACAAGCUCAUCAAGCAGAUGCAGAAGGUUUUCAACUUGCCUGAGCAUCGCGAAGAUGAAGCAUGGAAGAUUGAGGGUGGAGGAGUUCUUUUCGCGAUCUUGAAGAAGAUGUUCAAGUUAAUUGACCGCCCAUGGAAGAUGUAUCCCCUGGGCAUCCUAUUCGGUCUCGGCUUCGACACCUCCUCCGAGAUCGCCUUGCUUGGAAUCUCCUCCAUCGAAGCAGCAAAAGGAACCUCGUUCUGGGUGAUCCUCAUUCUCCCAGCUCUAUUCACCGGUGGGUACCAAAUCAUACCGCCCAUUGACCCCAUUCAUCUCGUUCUAUCUAACAAACCCUCAGCCGGGAUGUGCCUCCUCGACACAAUCGACGGAGCCCUAAUGUUCGCCCUCUACAUCCAACCAGCAGCCAACUUCCUGCCAAAAAGGCCGGCCAGCACCAUCUCCGACACAUCAUCAACAGCCAGCGCUCCAGACGAGCUCCCGCAAUCGCGGAACAACCACCGCGACCCAGUCGCAUUCCUGUACUACUCAAUCGUGCUAACCACAUUAACCGUCAUUGUGGCGAUCAUCAUUGGCGUAAUUCAGCUGCUCAGUCUGAUUCUGAAUGUUACAGAUGCCAAAGGCCCAUUCUGGGAUGGAGUCGAGACUGCUGGUGAAUAUUAUGAUGCUAUUGGCGGUGGAAUCUGUGGUUGCUUUAUUGUAUUCGGCGGAUUGAGUGUUUGGGCCUACAAGCCGUGGCGGAGGUGGAUGGAUCGGCGGCAUGGGAAGAAUGUCGUUAAUGAUGUCGAGAGGUAUCGGGAUGAGGAUGAUUCUCCCGAUGAUGUUGUUGAGAGUGGUGCCAUUGUGACCGAGACGGCUGGCGGUGCUCGGAACGAGGGUACCACCCCUGAGGUUGCAAAGGGGGCUUCAUCUCGAGUUGAUGCGAAGGAGACUAACCAGCCGAGGGUUGAGGAGCAUGUUGUCUGA